Molecule: messenger RNA, 1278 nt
Organism: Thecamonas trahens ATCC 50062
Lineage: Eukaryota; Apusomonadida; Apusomonadidae
Exons: 5
Coding region: 1-1278 (425 amino acids)
Source: RefSeq, a predicted model, not a curated record
AUGAAGACUCUGCACCAGUACUCGCUCGCGUUUGUCGACGACUCUAGCCUAAUAGUGAUCUUGGGUGCGCCCCGAACGGAUCAGUCGGACGCGUGGGAGAGCCUGCUGGCUGAGGUCACCAAGCUGAUCGCGGCUGCCGACGACAACGGCGAGGUCUGCGACCUCGCAUGUGAGUCGAUUAUCGAACUCAAGCGAGAGUUUGGAAUUCAGCUCGGAGUGUCUUGCGAAGUGGUUGCUCACGAGCACAAGGCCGAGGCAGUCAUGCCAGCCGCGCCCGGUCGUGGUGUGUACACGGAGAACAACUUGGACUCGCUCGUUCGGUCGGAGUUUCAUCGUCUGAUCCAGCUGGCCAAGGCCUCGUUUGUGCCGGAGGAGGACACGUGCUCUGUGAGCCGCGCCCUUGACGUGUACUUUGCCGCGCCCACGUGCACGCCGUUGACGCUCUUCACCGUGCUGGGCAUUGACGCUGAUGGGCGUAGUGUGCCGCUCAUGGCAGCGUUUCUGCAGGAAAGUACGACGAUGUCGUACCUGGAAGCGCUCCUCUUCUUCUCCAAGCACUUUGACGCUGCACCGGAGCUCGUCCUCCUCGACGAGUGCGCGGCGGAGCUGCGUGCCGCGUGCCUCGCGUGGUCGACGACGCGCAAGCGCCACUGCCGCUUCCACCACCUGCAGGCUCUCGGUCGCCGCUUCACCGCCCUCUCCUAUCCAGUGCACGACGUCAUCGCCGGCCUCGUGUACGCCUCGUCGCCGGACGUCUUUGGCCGCCGCCUGCGCACGCUUUACGACGCGCUCGCCGGCGCGCGGGAGUGGGAGCCGGACUCGGCCGAGGCCAAGGCGCUCGAGGAGAUUCACCGCGUUGCGGACGACCUCUCGAGCCUCAGCGCGUCGGACGACGUCGAUGCCAUCAUCGACUUUGACGGCGACGGCGAUGUUGACGCUGUCGUCGACGUGGAUGGCGACGGCGACGGCGACGGCGACGGUGACGGCGACGGGGACGCCACGACGUCGAGCGUCCGCGACAAAACGUUCGAGCGGACGUACGGCGACGUCCACGACGUGGUGUACGACGCGAAGGUCCUCAAGUACCUCGCCGACACGCUCUCCAAGCGGAUGCUCUGGUCGAAGGCUUGGUACACCAGGUACUACGCGUACGGCACAACUAAUCAUGUGGAAUCGUGCCACCGUGUGCUCCGCUUCAAGUACGGUGUCGGCUGCCGCGUGGUCCAGCUUGCCCUCGUCGUCCAGCACGUUCUCGAGGUUUACCAUGCGAUCAUCUAG